AUGGUUUCCCCAUCUGGUUUCACCGGUCGCCACCCCACCAUCUCACCUGCGAUGGUCGUUAUGCCCAAAAACCUGCAGAAAUCCAGCAACCCCAAACCCUCUCAAGCCGAUUCCGGUUUCAGAUUUAUUGAUAUAAUGUUGUCUUUGGGUUGUAAAUUACAUCCUGGAUUCACAUCAUAUCUCGAUUAUAAGUACGAGCUUCCACAUCGACAUUGCACGGGUAGACAAAGUGUAUCAUCUGUUCAGAAAUGCACCGCCGCGAUGCGUAUGUUAGCGUAUGGUGUAGCUGCAGAUGUCGUUGAUGAAUAUCUAUGUAUUGCAGAAACCACCACAAUAAAAUGUGUCAAGAAAUUUGUAAAAGCUAUCAUUAGUGUGUUUGGGGACGAGUACUUGCGAAGACCAACUGUUGAAUACCUUCAACGGUUACUUCAUCUUGGACACGAACGAGGGUUUCUAGGUAUGUUAGGUAGUAUUGAUUGUAUGCAUUGGGAAUGGAAAAAUUGUCCAGUUCCAUGGCAUGGGCAAUAUGCUAGAGGAGAUCAUGAAAGUCCAACAAUAAUGUUAGAAGCUGUUGCAUCACAAGAUUUGUGGAUAUGGCAUGCUUUCUUUGGUCUUCCAGGUACAUUAAAUGACAUCAAUGUGUUAGACCUGUAA
Molecule: messenger RNA, 654 nt
Organism: Lactuca sativa (garden lettuce)
Lineage: Eukaryota; Viridiplantae; Streptophyta; Magnoliopsida; Asterales; Asteraceae
Source: RefSeq, a predicted model, not a curated record